Neohortaea acidophila is the source of this 657-nucleotide messenger RNA. Its product is annotated as translation protein SH3-like domain-containing protein. The record is from RefSeq and is a predicted model, not a curated record. Gene Ontology annotation, biological process: positive regulation of translational elongation. The transcript is spliced from 3 exons. Gene Ontology annotation, molecular function: translation elongation factor activity; RNA binding; ribosome binding. The coding region runs from base 1 to 657 and encodes 218 amino acids. NCBI's taxonomy places the organism in Eukaryota, Fungi, Ascomycota, Dothideomycetes, Mycosphaerellales, Teratosphaeriaceae.
AUGGGUUACUACGAUAAUGAGGGUCAGUACCAUUCCUUCCGUAGCGGACUCCGACACGCUGCAGACAACAUCCUCCAUCCAUUCCAGGACUCCGUCAACGUCCACGAAGACAUCAACAUUUCCGAGCGCAGCGGCGGCCGCGGCCACCACCAUGGCGGCAUCCGCGAACGCACCACCGUGCGCUACGACACCCGCCACACCUCGUCGCGCAACACCGUCACCAUCCCCUGCCACUUCAUCCGCAUCGGCGACAUCCUCAUCCUGCAAGGCCGCCCCUGCCAAGUCAUCCGCAUCACCACCUCCGCCGCCACCGGCCAGCACCGCUACCUCGGCGUCGACCUCUUCACCAAGCAGCUGCAGGAGGAGUCGAGCUUCAUGAGCAACCCCAGCCCGUCGGUGUACGUGCAGAACAUGCGCGGCCCCGUCUUCAAGCAGUACCGCGUGCUCGACCUUCGUGAGGAGGAGCGCCGCGUGGUCUGCAUGACGGAGACGGGCGAUGUCAAGCAGGGUCUGCCCGUGUUGGAUCAAAGCAAGUUGUUUGAGAGGAUUCGCUCCAAGUUUGCCGGGGGCAGGGGAAGCGUUCGGGUGCUGGUGAUUUCAGACGAGGGAUCGGAGCUUGUUGUGGACAUGAAAUUGAUUCACGGCAGCCGUUUGUAA